CAUGGAAGUGGGGUGCUGGCACACGCAUAUAUUUUGGAUCUACCUCUGAACCGCACAGAGAGAUCUGCUGUCAGUAGGCUAGUGCUGGCAGCCAUGUGGAGGCUACCUACAGGACAACAGAAUCCAGAUAAAUUAGAUUAUUGGAUUGCCUGCAACAGAUUAUAGCUCGUCUACUUCCUCGAUGCUUCGUAAGAAAACCAUAUUAAUCUGAGUUGUUGGAAAUAUACAGACUGGCAGCCAUGCUGACCAGCUUUAUGGAGGGUCUUCUCUGCUGCCUCACCUCAAAGUCGGCUAACGUUGUGGUUCCUGCAGAAAUCUCAGAAUCCACGGAUGGCUAUGAGUUUGUGGAGGUGAAACCAGGCCGCGUCCUGCGGGUUCGACAUACCAUCCCCGACCGGCCGGUGGUGGAGGAGCCCACUGGGCCCGGUGGGACUGUCAGCUGCAAACGAAAGAUCACAGUAUAUCGUAAUGGACAGCUUUUCAUUGAGAACUUGGGUGACAGGGCGAGUGCAGAGCUGAAAAACUGCCAGAAUGGAGAGGCAGAACCAAACAACACUGUAGAGAUUGAACUGACUGACUGCGGUAAGUCCUCGGCACCCGUCAGCAUCCCUGAGGCCGAGUCUGAGCCUGCACCUGCUGCUGGGCAGACUGACCAGUCGCAGCAACCCAGGAAGCGCAGGAGGAAGCCCAAGCGCACUGUGGUGAUCGACUGUGAGAGGAAGAUAUCGGCCUGUAAAGGGACACAUGCAGACGUGGCUCUGUUCUUCAUCCAUGGAGUGGGAGGCUCACUCGACAUCUGGAAAAGCCAAGUGGACUUCUUUUCCAGGCUGGGCUAUGAGGUGAUCUCGCCGGACCUGGCAGGUCACGGAGCCAGCUCAGCACCGCAGAUAGCUGCUGCAUACACUUUCUAUGCCCUAGCUGAGGAUAUGAGACUUAUCUUCAAGAGAUAUGCACGCAAGAGGAAUAUUCUCAUAGGACAUUCUUACGGAGUAUCGUUCUGUACCUUCCUGGCCCACGAGUAUCCGGAGCAGAUCCACAAGAUGGUGAUGAUCAACGGAGGUGGUCCCACAGCUCUGGAGCCAAGCCUCUGCUCCAUCUUCAACCUGCCCACCUGUGUGCUUCACUGCCUCUCGCCGCUGCUAGCGUGGAGCUUUCUCAAGGCUGGCUUUGCUCGGCAGGGUGCCAAGGAGAAGCAGCUGCUGAAAGACAACAAUGCCUUUAACGUGUCGUCUUUUGUGCUGCGCGCCAUGAUGAGUGGGCAGUACUGGCCUGAGGGGGAUGAGGUCUACCACGCUGAACUCACGGUGCCCAUCCUGCUGGUUCACGGCAUGCAUGACAAGUUUGUCCCCAUUGAAGAGGACCAGCGCAUGGCGGAGAUCCUCCUAAUGGCCUUCCUGAAAGUCCUGGAGGACGGCAGUCACAUGAUCAUGAUGGAGUGUCCUGAGGCUGUCAACACACUGCUGCAUGAGUUCAUCCUGUGGGAGCCGACCACCCCUCCACCACAGAAGAAAGAGUCCAAAACACGUCCAGAAACUGCCAAAGCACAAUCUGACAACAUCAAGACUGACCCUUCCGAGGUCCGACCUGCGACUGCAAGGCAGACCUCAUCAAACAUCAACACAGAGGAGAAGCCAAACAGCAAGGCCAAGAAAUGAUUAAAGAUUAAAGCUGAAUCUUCAAACGGUUGUUACACCAUAUCAUGGCUCUUUGCAGGUCCCGAUAAAUCUGAGCUGGUUUUAGCUGGUGAACCUGAUGCUGAGCCAAAAGAGUCAGUUUAUCUGAAAAGGUCCAGCUGUAUGCGACACAAUGCAGGGAAUUCGAGUUUGGGUCCAGUUAUGUCAGCUGCUGAGCUGAAGGAAAGAGGAUGCUGGUGGUCCAUUCUUCAGCUGACAGCUGUCUAUCCUCGACAUACAUCAGGGAAGAUGGAGCUGUGCCUUGAAGUGGAGGGUGGUGAUGACGCCAGGGUAAUUAGAGACAGAAACAGUAGCCUAACAUACUGCCAUGAGGCCGAGGUUGGAAAUUAACAGUUGUCAAGCGGCAAAAGUGAUACAAUUUGACUUUUUUUGGACAAAUCAAAAAGUGUCCCCUGCCACACUGACAGCUACAUUUUAGAGAGGAUAACACUUGAUGGCGGGUCUGACUAAGUAAAGCAAAAUCAAGGAUUUGUAUGAAACGUGCUCCUGGUUGACUACAUGUUACGCUGCCACUCCAAAGCUGCAGCAAAGCCAUAAACCUUAUGGAAAAGUUGGACGCUAAACUAGCCUCAUGUAUUUGCCUACUUAACGUGUAAUAUCAAAUCGUGACAUGUUGAGCUAGCUGUUAAAUGUCUUUGAGUGUGUGUGUGUGUGUGUGUGUGUGUGUGUGUGUGUGUGUGUGUGUGCGUGUAGCUCAAUUAUUCCAUCACAUAAAAUGAUAGAUUUCGAACCUAACUUCCUGUAGAGAUGAGAGUUUUAAGUGGACACAGUGUUUUACACAAAAUGGCACUGAAAAUAAAUUGUAAGGCAAUUCUCAUUCUCUAUUUUGGGAAUUUGUUUUUGUUAUUCGGCAUCUAAGAGGUGAACCAGAAUAAUAUGUGUGCACAACACAAUAGAAGGUCAAAGAUUAGAAGUAGCCUUACCUACAUACUCACACGACGUAUGGGAUUCAGCUGCCUCUGGUUCUAUUUUGUGUGACUAAAUUGUGACGUGUGAAGCUGAACAAAUGAAGAAUGAUAAAGACAGAAGUGAAAGUAAAUUUGAUGCUUCCAAUAAUUCUGAGAAAUGUGUGUUCAGUCAAGUGUUUCCUGCUUAAUGUAGCAACAGUUGAGGCUCAGCAAUGAAUCAUAACAUCAUAUGCACAGAAUGGGCCAGAAGAUUUAACACAAAUCUCCUGUAUCAGAAGACUUGGGAGGCAUCAGGGGAAGUGAGACAGCAGGGUUUAACAGACAACAAACUGUAGCACACUACAGUUUGUUCAAAAUAUUAAAUUAUGUAGCCAUGUGCUGUUACUGUAUCUGUACUGAUCUUUGAUCAUUAAUACACUGUAAAAAUAAGUGAACCAAAGUUGCUAUACAUAAUUAUCAACUUCUAUGUGGUAUAAGAUGGUUCCUCUAUUUCCUGCAAAAACGUAACGGCCUGUCAGUGCUAGAAGAUUUGAAUUAAUUAAUUUAUUGUUAUAAAUAAAUAUUAAGCAUUUAUUUCUCGCCAAAACUAAUAUUCUACAAUUUCGUUUUUUUUUGUUACUUGGAGAAAUAAAGUUAAGCUCUAAUAAAUUAGAAUUAAAUGAAUGCAAAAACAGUUUUAUUGUUGAGUCUGAUGUACAUUGAACUCCACAGGGCAGACAGCUAUUAAAUCCUCUAUGACUGUUUCGUGACCACUGCAAUAAUGUGUGUAUGUCUUAACAUUAGCCGAAAUGUUCUCAGUGCUGCGGUAGUUGUAGAAUUUAUAAUGUUCACGAACUUCUGAGACUCUAACAGAGAAUCAGAUGUUUCAUUUGGAAAAAGUGUGAAUGAAGCAAAGAUCUUCUUUCUGAUUCAACAGUGUUGAUGGUUUUUAUUUAGAUUAUUAUUUUUAUACAUUGUAUUUCUAUUCAUGUUUGGUAUUUAGAGAUUUAAAAGACAUUGUAGGGAUUCCAAUGAAUCAAUUGAAAUGUAUUUCUUAUGUCAGAGAAAUGUGACAGAUUUGUAUUUAGACUCGACCCAACAAAAGAUCAUCAUUUCCAUGUGGAAUAUACGGAUACUUUGUUUAUAUGAUUGUGCUGAAUUUGAGGAAACUGUUCAUUUUGUAUCUUGUGCGUCUUAAAAUUUUGUAACUGAUUGCCUUUGAAAAUGAUUACACAAACAGCUGAUUUAAAAUUGUAUCAAGGUAAAGUAUUGUGAGUUUUCCAGUUUUAUCCUCUGUCUUUUAUAUUAUAUUUUAUAAUCUUUCAACUUGUAUUUUAGUGACUUUUGUGCCCUUUAUGUUGUAACUUAACUAAAGAACUGAACACUUGGUUACCAGUUGAUCCACAGUCUAUUAAGCAGUUGGGUGUUAAGUGCCUUGCUCAAAGGCAACCCAGCGGUGAGUUUUUGGGAGCGUUAUUUACUGAUAAACUUUCAGUCAGAAGCCCUCCCUUUUACUCUUCAGGGCACUGUUUCCACCCGUCACGUCUUUUGAUGAGCACUAGCUAGCUAACAACUCCACAACUGUCAUCAGAUUUUGAUGUCAAUAUUGCUUCAUCAUGAUUGGUGAACGUAAAUAUGUGACAUUGUCUUUCCAACCGAGCCCUGCCAACGUGAGAAGAGCGCUGACAUCUCCCACGUGAGAUCAUCAAAACUGUUCAUGUAGAUGAUUGAUUAUAGUAAGAAGCUGAUUUACU
Messenger RNA from Anarrhichthys ocellatus (wolf-eel), 4335 nucleotides. RefSeq names its product abhydrolase domain containing 8b (gene abhd8b). Gene Ontology annotation, biological process: phosphatidic acid biosynthetic process; lipid homeostasis. Gene Ontology annotation, cellular component: mitochondrion. Gene Ontology annotation, molecular function: lysophosphatidic acid acyltransferase activity; carboxylic ester hydrolase activity. The transcript has 6 exons. Lineage: Eukaryota; Metazoa; Chordata; Actinopteri; Perciformes; Anarhichadidae. The record is from RefSeq and is a predicted model, not a curated record. The coding region runs from base 240 to 1655 and encodes 471 amino acids.